Liolophura sinensis is the source of this 5395-nucleotide messenger RNA. RefSeq names its product double-stranded RNA-binding protein Staufen homolog. Gene Ontology annotation, molecular function: double-stranded RNA binding; mRNA binding. Bases 236 to 2530 code for a protein of 764 amino acids. Gene Ontology annotation, cellular component: plasma membrane; neuronal cell body; neuron projection. The transcript is spliced from 15 exons. Gene Ontology annotation, biological process: intracellular mRNA localization; anterograde dendritic transport of messenger ribonucleoprotein complex; germ cell development. NCBI's taxonomy places the organism in Eukaryota, Metazoa, Mollusca, Polyplacophora, Chitonida, Chitonidae. The record is from RefSeq and is a predicted model, not a curated record.
UGGCGGUGUGUUAGUCUGCAUUUUCUUUACUGUUUGCCAAAUGUAAAACUCAAAAAUAUCUCGUCAUAUUCGAUAGUUCCAUACCUUCUACUAUUCUUUGAUACCCUUAGGUAUCGUUUUUCUGGUUCUGUAUCAAUAGCAGCCCUUACUAUACAUGUCAUAUCCUCUACCACUAGACUGGCCCCGAGAGCACAGUUAGUAGAGCUUACGCCUCAGGAACGUUGACGGUUGACUGAUGAUGUCACAGGUAUCCAAGAAUAGUGCAGGGGCAAGCUCAGAGACGACGGAGGCAGGACCUGGCCUCCUCUACUCUCGCUCAGUUGUCACCCCUCCCGGGAAGAGUGGCAUGGAGAAGAGUGAGGUCACGGGAACGGCGACUACGAUGACUUCGGUCACAUCAAGCUCGAUGUCCCCGGUACCAGGAGUGCUCAACCUGCACCCUAACCUCCUGUCGUCUUUUCAGCAGGCAAAAAUGACUGCUCCCGCAUUGCCAGCCAAUAAGCUCAAGGUGACUGGCAAUGCCGGAACCAAUCAAAAUGGAGCAGUGUCUAAGACGCUGGGGAACUCUGGGCUGGAAGCUGGAGGAUUCAUAAAUGGAGGGGGCUCCUUGGCUGGAGUAUCCGUUGCUGGAGGAUCCGCCACUGAAGGAGCCGUAACGGCCAAAGCUAAGAGUUCUCCGUCAGAGAUGUCCGCCCUGCAGCAACAGUUUGAGCACCUACAGAUGAUUAACGACUCCUUGGCAAACACAAAAGAGAAAACACCGAUGUGUCUGAUCAAUGAACUGGCUCGCUUCAACAAGGUCCAGCAUCAGUACACCUUGAUUGAUGAACAAGGGCCAGCUCACAAGAAGACAUUUUACGUCAAACUAAAACUGGGGGAGGAGGAGUACUCAGCCCAGGGCCCAAGCAUUAAGAAGGCUCAACACGCUGCUGCAUCUUCUGCUCUAGCAGCUACGGCACUCGAGCACCCCCCGCCAAAGCCUCCUAGAGCUACCCUGGUUGGUGGAAAUGGUGUGAACAACAUCACCCCUACUGUGGAGCUGAAUGCUUUAGCCAUGAAGCGGGGGGAGGCAGCUGUCUACAAACCCAUAGAACCUCGCCACCCCUCGUACUACCCACCCCCCAACUUUGACUUCAGGGGCAUGUACAACCAGAGGUAUCAUUACCCCCGAAUGCCUAGGAUGUUCUACACCUCGCUGAAGGUGGGUCCGCGGGAGUUUAUCGGGGAGGGGCCCACACGCCAAGCUGCUCGUCACAUGGCUGCCACAAAAGCCCUCAAGAUCUUGCGGUUAAUCCCUCUCCCCAACCAGAGCGCGGGAAAGAUCAAAGACGAGCCUGACAUCACAAAGACUGAGAUUCUGGAUGAGAAGGAUAACUUGAAAUCCGAGAUCAGCCUGGUCCACGAAAUCGCCCUUAAGAGAAACCUUGAGGUUGUCUUCCAGGUGACCCGGGAGUCAGGCCCUCCCCACAUGAAAGUCUUUGUGACACAGUGUCGUGUGGGAGACUACACCACUGAGGCGCAAGGCAACAGUAAAAAACUCUCCAAGAAAAAAGCUGCGGAGAAAAUGCUUGAGCAGUUACGUCAGCUGCCUUCUGUCACCUCAACUAGUCAAAAAGCCAAACCAAAAAUGAUGACAACCAAAAAGAAAAACAGAAACUUGAUCAAGGUAGAGACGCUUAGUACCGCUCAGAAAGCCGACCCAGGCUACGGGGUAGGGAUCAACCCUAUUAGUCGCCUCAUUCAGAUUAUGCAGGCUCAGAAGAAGAAGGAACCAGUCUAUACGCUGAUCACAGAGAGGGGACAGCCCAGGCGGCGAGAGUUUGUUAUGCAGGUGUGCGUUGAAGACAAGACAUGCACAGGUGUGGGACCCAACAAGAAGUUAGCCAAGCGUAAUGCGGCUGAAGAGAUGUUACAGCUGCUGGGCUUCAGCCGACCCUCACCCCAGCCCUCUAAACCAGCUCUCAAGUCGGGCAUUUCUGAUUUUGCAUCUGGAGACAAAAAAGUAACGUUCAGUGAUCCAGAAGAUGGUAUUGCUACCAAUGGGAAAGGUGUUCGGCAGCUCAUGCCUGGGCUUCUCUUCUUACCUGAGAAGAGUCGCCAGCCCAAUGUGGGCAGACGCAACCUGGGCUCACUAGCAGGGGGAGACAACCUCCAGGUGACAAACUUUCUCAAUAUGAACACUGGAUUGAGAGCCGAACAACAACUGGUUGCCAUAGCGAAAGCUAAUAAUUUUACUGUGGAAUUUGACGACUUUUCUGGCAAGGAAUGCCUGUGCCGCGUGACAAUGUCCACAACACCCACUCACUCAGUUCAUGGCACUGGUCCCACUCGUCAGGCUGCCAGAGACACUGCCUCCUUCGCAGCACUCAAACAUCUGGUCGAGAGUGGCACUGUUGACUUGAAGGCAAUCGCCGCAGGGGAAGACAAAGUUGUCAGUGGGGAUGGGCCAGUCAAGUCUACCAAUGACGUUGGGAUCACCAUGAAAGGUGGACUUGUUGGAGAUUCCCUGCGAACAACGGCUACUCUCUAACAUAUUACCGACUAAAGUCUUUCCCUUUUGAUUGGUAUUGGCACAAACUCUACAGAAAUAACAUUCAUUCCUAGUGUCGUGUUGCUUACUCAGCUGUGAAGGGGUUUCCGCACCUGAGUGUUUAAGCACACUGUUACCCUGUGCUGCAUUUUGUUUUAGGCUUUCUUUGAUGAUUUACAUGAUCAGUAAGAAUUUUGAUAAUCAGUUAUUAAUUAACAACAAAUGGUUUGUACUGUUACAUUUAGACUGUUGACUUUCUCAUUGGGAUUCAUUUUUAGUGUACUGGUGAAAAUGAAACUUAAUGAAAAAUUAAAACUUGAUGGAAAAUAUUGACUUUUGAAUAUUGUGCGUUCCAGCUUGUGAAGUUUUACUAAGAUGUGCGCGCAGCUUCGGAAUAUCCCACAAGUUCACAGUUUUUGAUUGUGGAGGUUACUUUGAAAAUACAUGUAUUUCUGUGAAGUUUUGUCUGCAGGGUUUUAGGGAUAUACACGGUGUAUACUGAACAACAACAGACUUGUACAGGCACUCGAUGUCGCUCUUAAUUCUUUGCCUAUACUGUCUAGUUUACCCAGGCAUGAAAGCCAUGGGUUUCUCACAUUGUUGAGUAAUACCGAAUGCAAAUGGAGUGACAUCGAGAGAUUUUCUGAAGUCUUCAAAUUGUGUUCAAAAGUUAUGCCCCUUGGCAGUAUUGACCGCCAGAGUUGCUGUGAGACGUAACUUUGGAAACAAUAGAGGCUACAGUUUGCAAGGUGGUGUUUCUGUUUUAUUAUAAAAGGGUUAUUAUAAUGAUCAGAAGUGCUUCUUAGCUUAUAAAUCGUGAAUUCACAGCUUCAUGUUUUCUUCAACCUUUCUGUUACGUCAUCCUUCUUUGUAAUGAAUCCGAGAUCAAUGCAGAUAAUUCGAUUAAUUUAUGUUGCAGAAUGACCUAAGUUGUUAUUUUGUUGAAGUAUUUUGAAAUAGACUUGUUCAAAUGCAUCCCAUAAGUAUCAAUGUAAGGAAUAUUUUACCACCUUAAUACUGGCCGAGAAGACCAGUAUUACACCAAACAAAAAUGUGUUGGCCUAAGCUUUCCCCUGGACCAACAUUGUCGUCUGUUGUAAAACCCACAAUUAGACUGAAACAACAUGAAAAAAGUUCUAUUUCUUUGGGGAGUUUGAAAAGCAAGCUGACACAAUUUUUUGUUUCUGUUUAGCACUUUUCAGCCAAAACAACUCCCGCACAAAUUCAUUUUGUUUCAAAUUCUGUCGCCCACUAUCCAAAAACUUAGUCCCUUUUAAAUGUAUAAAGUGCGUUUUCAUUGUUAUCCUAUUUUUGCGGUGGGUUGGGGACAGGGCACACCAUUGGAUCCAAAACAACAUGUACACAUGGAAAGUUGGGUUGGGAUAUGGGUGAGAAAUUCACAGUCUUGACAUUGAAAAGAGCCGUGAAAGUCGGUAUGUACGUGUACAUGUUACCCAGGGUUUUCAGCGAACCAUCUGGGAGCUAAAUCUUUACCUUAAAACAGCAGAAUUCUGUAUCUUGUACCCUCAGGGUGAAUAUCAGAUCUUAAUCCUAAUAGUGUCACCCAUUAGGAUGGAUAUCAGAUCUUCAUCAUAAUAGGUUAAGUUCACUGACUCUAGAGGAUAUCAGAUCUUCGUCCUAACAUGUUCAGUUCAGUGACUAAGGUGAAUAUCAGAACUUUGUCCUAAUAGGAUCACUUACAAGAGAUGAUGUCACAUCUGCAUCCUAAAAGGAUCAGUCACAUGGGUGGAUAUUAGAUCUCCACCCUAAUAUGAGCGCUUUUUCUAUUUGUAGGUCUGUUUUUUGGGGGUUUUUUUUAGGGUGGACAACAGAUUAUUCUGCUAAGAUUAUGCCACUCUUCUGUUCUGAAACCUGAUAAUCGACAUGUUCCAGAUUGGUCUUUCUUUUGUAGGGAUCUGAACAACCCCUUUAGUUCGAAAAUUAUUUAUUUUCCUGUACAUUGCAACAAAUUGCGUUGUACAUGUACCACUGUAUAAUAUGAUUUUAAGCUUUUGUUUUUUUCCUUUUUUUAAGAGGAGAAACUGUUCUGUUAGUACUCUUUGUUAGCGCUCUUUGCCAUGAACUUAAAUGUUGCAGUGACAUUGAUAUCACCUAGUACGGUGAAGGGUGUGUAGACAUGUUCGUGCUUGGGUUUUAUACACCUACCCUUGUAUUUGUAUGGGCAACGGGCAUGGCAUAUUUUUAGGCCCACUUACCAGGUAUGUCGUCUGUCAGGGUUUGGCCAAUGUUUGUACCCACGCAGCAGAUCUGUUGCGAGUCGUGGUGCAGAGUUUGACUAAUGUUUGAGCUUAAUCAGCAGAUAUGUUGCAAGGUACGGUGCGGAGUUGGCCUAAUGUUUGUGCUUAGUCGGCAGAUGUGUUGCGAGUCAUGGUGCGGAGGUUGGCUAACACUUGUGCCCAGGCAGCAGAUAGGUUGCGAGUCGUGGCGCGGAGUUGGCCUAAUGGUUGUGCCAAUUCAGCAGAUAUAUUGCGUGUCAUGGCCCGGAGUUUGGCAAAUGUUUGUACCCACUCGGCAGAUAUGCUGCGAGUUAUGGGAUGACAUCCAUUUACAGAACAUCAUUUUCUGUGUUUCGUGUGAGCACUUCAAGUUGACCACACAAAAGCACGCCAUGCUGGUUUGUAUGAAGUACAUCAUCGCUAACCAAGCUCGGAUUUGUAGCAUUUCAGGCGCCCUUAAGCCUUAUCGUUUUGACAUAGUCUCUACUUAAGUUAAUAAACUGCAUUGUUGUUGUUGGCUUUACAACUGGUUUAAUGCUAUAUAGCCCUGAAUGGAUGAUGUUCACGUCGGCUCAUUGUUUGAGGUAAAAUUCACACAAAAAAAAAAUAAAGAAAGGUUGGAAAAGAA